GGUAGAGCCAGUCCACGGAGAAACAGGGACCCUCCGCGAUAAACACAGGCAAGCCCAGAGAAAUAAAUACAUGCCCAAUCGGAACAGCGAUUUUUUGAGAUGCUCCGACUACUCUCGCUCAGUGUACGCAGAGGACACCUAGUAAGAUAAUUAUUUAAUUCUUCGAGUGCAUUUUAACGCAACCAACUGUCGCAGUCCAGAGGAGAGGACACGAGGAAACUCUUCACUUCGUUACAUUUGGAUUUUUCAGUCACAAGUUAACUAGAAGUAAAUUCAGUCUUCGAUAAGCCGAGCUGAUUUUUUUUUUUCCUCUCAUGAUCGGAGCAGCGUUUUUGAACCACACCUGAUAUGGUGUUUCCAAGGUUGGAAGUUGAAUCGUUGAGCGCCAGCAUCAACAUUUGAUUUAUUUUUUUUCUUUCUUUAACUUCUCCUCUGUAGCUCUGAGCCCUGCGCUGAUUUAAACAAAAAGAAAUUCGCUUUCUGAAAUAAUGUUACUGGAUGCUGGUCACCAGUUCCCCGGACUGGGAGUGGGCUCAUUUGCCAGGCAUCACUCAGCGAGCGAGAUGCAGGAGAGAGACUUGAGUUUGGCACAAAAUAGCUUUGUAGACUCCGCACACAUGGGUGCGUUUAAGCUGAACCAUGAUCUCUCUCCGGGACAGAGCUCUGCCUUCACCACCCAGGCGCCGGGCUACCCCGCUGCGGCUCUGGGGGCUCACGCCGCCCAUGUCACGUCGUAUGCAAGCUCUCCUUUCAACUCCACCAGGGACUUUCUCUUUCGUAGUCGUGGCUUCGGAGAAUCCUCUCCGGCGAGCAGCCAACAUACUAUUUUUGGCCCCACGGCGGGAUCCCUUCACCACUCCCACACAGACACACAAGGCCACAUUCUGUUCCCCGGGAUCCACGACCAACAUGGGUCCCACGGAUCCCCGAAUGUCCUGAACGGGCAAAUGAGGCUCGGACUACCCGGAGAAGUUUUCGGACGCUCCGACCAAUACCACCAGGUUUCCAGCCCGAGGACCGACCCCUACUCGGCCGCGCAGCUCCACAACCAGUACGGCUCCAUGAAUAUGAACAUGGGGAUGAACAUGGCAGCCCAUCACCACCCCGGUGCCUUUUUCCGCUACAUGAGGCAGCAGUGCAUCAAGCAGGAGCUCAUCUGCAAGUGGAUCGACCCCGAGCAGCUCAGCAACCCAAAGAAGUGUUGCAACAAAACUUUUAGCACCAUGCACGAGUUGGUCACGCACGUCUCGGUGGAGCAUGUCGGUGGACCGGAGCAGACCAACCACGUCUGCUUCUGGGAGGAUUGCUCCCGGGAGAGCAAACCGUUCAAGGCGAAAUACAAACUGGUUAACCACAUUCGGGUGCACACCGGGGAGAAGCCUUUUCCAUGUCCCUUCCCCGGCUGUGGAAAGGUCUUCGCACGGUCGGAAAACUUGAAGAUACACAAGAGAACACACACAGGAGAGAAGCCGUUCCAGUGUGAGUUUGAGGGCUGCGACAGAAGGUUUGCAAACAGCAGCGACCGAAAGAAACACAUGCACGUUCACACGUCGGACAAGCCUUAUCUCUGCAAAAUGUGUGACAAGUCCUACACACAUCCCAGCUCCCUAAGAAAACACAUGAAGGUCCACGAAUCGUCCCCACCAGCGUCAGACUCAUCACCAGCAGCCAGCUCUGGGUAUGAAUCCUCCACACCUCCAGGCCUGGUGUCUCCCACCACCGAGACCCAAAGCAACACCACCCUGUCCCCAGCCUCAGCCGUCCACAACACCACCAGCCACAGUGGCCUAUCCUCCAAUUUCAGUGAAUGGUAUGUGUAGGACUAAGACGAAAUGAAGCAACACACACUCACUUCACAGCACUGGAACAACAUCCAGCAGGAGAUUUUUGGGACACGUGCACACGGAGAGGCACACAAACAUUGGUUUAUUUUUUAUUUUGUUAUUUUUGAUUCACCAGGGAAGAUGACGAUUACCAACAGAGGAAAAUAUGUAUAAUAGUCGAGGUGUAUUUCAUAUUGUAAAUAAUUACUAAAAGCCCACUUUCCCAUUGGUUGUGAUAGUUUGUCAGUCUUUGGUGUAUAGAUGUUCCUUCAAUGGUAGCUAUUUCUCUAACUGGACUUUUAGUGCACAUAUUACGAUAAAAUUGUACUAUAAUGUUGAAUAUUGUGAUCUUAAGGCAAAUUGAUUGUACUAUACUAAACACCUAUAAACUGGAGAGAGUGCCAAAGUUAACAUUUAACUCCAACAGACCACAAUAUUAUGCUUGUGAAUGUAUAUUUUAGUUUGCUGGGCUUAACUUGUGAUGUUUUGUGCUUUGCAAGUUUGAAUUGUGAAAUACUAUCUGGAAAGAUUGUGAGGAAAAUAAACGUUGUGCCGUUCGAUUUUCUGUAACUACACCCAUCCUUUUUUUGUAAAUAUCAACUGCCAUAUUUAUCCAUUUGUAAUUAAAUUAUGGUAUUUACUUGCUACAGAUGAAACAGUAUUUAUAAAGAAUGUUUCUUUACUAUAAAUAUGUACAAUUACGAGCUAAACAUGGGCAGUUGUUUCGUUAUGUGCUUUUGUUCAAAGUUUUAAGAGGUGUUUUCUUCCUUAUUGUGAUAAGAAUUUUACUGCAUACAAAUAUAAUAAAAGGUGUUGCAAGUGCUAAGUA
This is a messenger RNA of Seriola aureovittata, 2652 nucleotides long. It is a transcript of the gene ptprjb.2, whose product is annotated as zic family member 2 (odd-paired homolog, Drosophila), a. The coding region runs from base 489 to 1820 and encodes 443 amino acids. Gene Ontology annotation, biological process: central nervous system development; regulation of transcription by RNA polymerase II. Gene Ontology annotation, molecular function: DNA-binding transcription factor activity, RNA polymerase II-specific; RNA polymerase II cis-regulatory region sequence-specific DNA binding. NCBI's taxonomy places the organism in Eukaryota, Metazoa, Chordata, Actinopteri, Carangiformes, Carangidae. The transcript has 3 exons. The record is from RefSeq and is a predicted model, not a curated record. Gene Ontology annotation, cellular component: nucleus.